AUGAUUAUCGCAUUUGUGAUAGAUGUUUGUGAAGAUGAGACUCUAGUCGGAUCGUCCCUAUUGGAUAUUGUCAAAGAUGGAAUUCGGAAUUUCCUGGAGUAUAUGAAUGGAACACGGGAUCAAUAUCGAACCAAAUAUCUCUUGGUGUCAUCCGAUAAAAGAGGUUAUUGUAUAAAGGGCAACUAUAUCGAACACAACGAAACUUCUUGUAUAUUUUGGUUUACAGAUGGAAAGAAUUUAAAUUGGUUAAAUAAUGGUCUCGUGUACCCGAAGGAUUCAGAAAAAAGUACAAAUAUAUACAAAGAAAAGUAUCGAUGGGAACAGAGAUUGUAUACUUUUUAUCUUUCGAAAUCAGAUUCGCCUGAUUUUCCAAGACAAUUGGAUUGGAUAAAUAUGAAAAUGCUUGGUCAAUUGUAUAAAAUUCAUACAUUUGAGCAAAUGGUCCAUGCAUUUGAUAAUAUCAUUUGCAUCAAGGAUCCAUAUCCACUUUCUAAAUUACAUCAUAUGCGUCCAUUAAAAAAGACAUGUGGAGUACAUUUGAAUUUAGUUGAACAAGUGGAUGGGUCUCCUGAAAGGAUUAAUCAUUUUGUUCACCUCUACGUCGAUCCGAAUAAGAUAAAUGGAACUUAUCCAAUUCCUGAAGAAUAUUGGAUUGAACCUGAUGCAAUGAGAGGGUUUUCCCCAAAAGUCGUGUAUGAACAUAAGCGUCCAUCGAUUCCUACGGUCAUAUUUUGGAAAACUAAUAAAUUAAGUGCGGACGUAUAUGAUUUGCCACCUCAUUUUUCUCGCGACAUUUACAAAUUAUCAGAUUGUGACGUGAGCAAAGAAUUAUUGAGGCAAAAACCAGGAAUUAAAUGGCCUGUAUAUGUUGAACAUAGUGGACGGCAAAGUCAAGGUGUACUUGGUCAACCGUUUGGAUACUUGACAGUCAUCAGAAAAGAUGAAUAUACUAUGGAAGCAUGUCUCGUUCUCCUUCCAUAUAAUUACAUUGAGUUGGCUCAAUUAUUGAGAACUCAUAAUAUACAGAAUUAUGCAGAACCUUCAAUGGAUUGGAGAAAAGCAAUGGAAGGAUAUUUGUACAAUAUUCCGUGGUACUAUUAUUCGAUACUUGCUAGUACAUUGAAACAGUAUUAUGGAAUUUACAGUAAUAUCUUUCCCAUUUUAAAUAUGGAAAGAUAUGACUCUUGGUGUAAGCAACUCACGAAAGAAGCAGAUGCAAAAUUCAAUCAAAUGAUUGAGGAAAAUAUUUCCAACCGUUUGAAUCUCUUCAAGCCCUUAUUAUUACCUAAAAAGAUUAACGAUUCCGAUUUAAUAGUAGCUAAAACAGAUAGUAAAAGAUGUGAAUUAUUUGAUAUAAUGGAAGCAGUGAUAGAAUUUGAUCCAAAACAUUCAUUACCUAUUGACAUUAUGGGAUCGCAUAUACCAGUAGUUAAGGAAAGGGCAAAACUAGAAUUAAGAGAUCCCGAAAUAUAUCGUGACAAAGUACCUGAUAAGCGAGCAUAUGGUAACCCUUAUAAAAAUCCCGACAAAUAUAAGAAAGCUGUUCAGCAACGUCGGGCUCCAAAAAUGUCUCCAAAAGAGCGGCAAAGAUUAUUAACGUCACCUACGGGAAUCAUUUUUAAUGGUUCAUUCGAGAAAGAAAUUUUACCUUUUAAAAUAGUUCCUGGAAGACAAAUAAUAUUAAAUAUACCGAAAGUACAUGUAAAUACUACGUUACCAAGAAAUCCUUGGGAGGCUGUUCCAGUAGUUCAAACUAAUAAAAUAAAUGGCCAGAUGCGUAGUUAUAAUACUAAAUCUUUAACGCCGCCACCAACACCGCCAAAUCAUAAUAAAAUGUCAACAGCAGACUUGUCAAAUGUUAUGGAAAUUGAUGAUAAUAUACAAAAUAUAUCAAUACCAGUAAAUGAAACCAAUGGCGUUACAAUUCCAAAUCAUGAACAAUCUUUGAUCCAGAAAAUAUCGUAUACUUCACCGGGAUCACAUUAUGAUAAUCACAAUAUAAUACCCAAUGGUAUUGAUAAGCUGAAGAGAGCUGAUUCAACACCACAUAUAAGUACUAAUUCUUUGAGUCAGACAUCAAUUGAAAAAACUUUAAAUAAUUUGGAUGUAUUAAAUCAGGCGGUUGAACUAAAAUUGAAGGUGGCAAUAAAUGGACAUUCGAACCAAGCUGAAGAAUUAUUAUUAAAAAAAUCAAUUUCACCGCAGCCCGAGCCUAGUGGAUUAGAUAUUUUGAGUCAGGUAGCUCAGGAUAUGCUUGGACGACGUGCGAAAUUAUCUCAAAGAGUAAAUCAAAGAUUGAUUACAUUACAACCAGUAAAAGUUGACGAAAGUUUAUCAAAAUUAACAUUCGAAAUCAAGAAAAAAAUUCAAAGUACAAGAACAGUUCAAGAAAUUGUAGGAUUGUCAGACUUUUCAAAAGAAUCAAAGGCACAUUUUGUACUAUCAAUUCAAAAAUAUGCUUUGGCGUCUUCCAAGAAGGAUUUAUCGAAAAAGUUACAACCUAUUGUUGAUAAUUUACAAUCUCUUUUAACGAAACGAAUAAAUUCUCGUCUUACACAACAAUUAAAUUUCGUUAUGCCAAGACAAAAAUAG
Messenger RNA from Funneliformis geosporum, 2592 nucleotides. Lineage: Eukaryota; Fungi; Glomeromycota; Glomeromycetes; Glomerales; Glomeraceae. The record is from the annotation of a GenBank genome assembly.